AUGGCAAACGUUGGGGCUAUUGAUAAUUUUCAUUUUAUCCGGAGUAGCGAACACAAUUUAAAUGUCCAGGUUAAAAUUGGAACGUUGGAAGGGCAGAUAACAAAACCUACUCACAUCGAACUGCUAACUGAUCCGUACUUAUAUUUUACUGGAUCAUAUCAGGAUCGAGUGCCAGAUCUGUACGUGUCAUGCCAGCUAUAUUAUAAUGACACUCCGAUGGCUACGCCCAUUAAGACGGCUUACAAAACAUUUACCAGGAGAUGGAAUUGGAAUGAAUGGCUGACACUCCCUCUCAAGUACAGCGAGCUGCCUUUGGAGACGGUACUAGCUUUCACUAUUUGUGACCUUUACAACUCAGAGAAGAUUAUGUUCAUCGGUGGCACCUCUAUCAAGCUCUUCAGUAAGAAAGCCUUGGUGAGGCAGGGCAUGUAUGACUUGAAGGUGUGGCCUAAGAAAGAGGGCGACGGCAGAUGGAACAAUAAUUCAACACCUGGCAAACUGAAGAGUAAAGAUGAUGAAAUGAGUAGACUGGCCAAGCUGACGAAGAAACACAGUAACGGCCAGAUUCCGAAAAUUGAUUGGCUGGAUAGGUUGACGUUCAGGGAGAUCGAACUAAUCAACGAACGUCAAAAGCGGGAAUCAAAUAUGCUAUUUUUAAAUGUGGAAUUCCCCAGGUUCCAUAUCAAUGAUAUCCCGUACGCAGUUGCUUACUUUGAGCCGGGUGCAGACGAGGUCUUGAAUCUUGAAGCGGAGGGCGACCUUUGCACUCUGUACGACCCUGAACUUGGAAUGGACAAUUUGGUGGAGGAGAAAUUUUAUAGGCUAGCUCGAAGUCUUAAAACUGGAUUGACCGACCGAGAUCUGAAACCAAAUGCUGCAGUCAGGGAUAGACUGAUGACUCUGGUAUUGUACCCGCCCACUACCACGCUAACAUCUGAAGAUAAAGAUCUCAUUUGGAGGUUCCGGUUUUAUCUGUCAUCUCAAAAGAAGGCACUGACGAAAUUUGUUCGAUCAGUUCAGUGGAAAAUAGAGGAGGAAGUUAAACAGGCCCUUGAUCUUAUAAACAAAUGGGCGCCAAUGGACAGUGAGGAUGCAUUGGAGUUGCUGUCAACGUCAUUCACUCACCCAGACAUCCGCAGGUACGCCGUGGCCAGGCUCAACGAAACUGAUGAUGAGGACCUUAUAUUAUACAUUCUGCAAUUGGUCCAAGCCCUCAAAUACGAAAACUUCCAAGAAAUUCAAAGCCAAUUCGAGAUGGAGUCGCUGAUGACGUUAUCAAUGGCGUCAUCAAACUUGACAACCAAUCAGAAUGCAGGAUUGGGAGGAGGUGGAGUCAACAGCACCAUGGGUAAGAUGAUGAGCCACUACGAAGCAAUUCCCGAACAGAAUGCCAAUGCUACAGCUAGCAAUCUGCCUUGUGAUAGGUCAUCACAGAUGGAUUUGGCUUCGUUCCUGAUACACAGAGCAUGUAAGAAUGCCAAGCUGGCAAAUUAUUUUUACUGGUACCUGCGUGUUGAAUGUGAGGACGAGCAGAGGAACGCUCCACAAGACGCCUACAUAUACAACAUGUACAGGACGGUCAUUGCCCGGUUUAUAAGGAUGCUUGCUAAGGGCUGCAGACAGUGGCAGCUGUUGAGAUCAUCCUUCGUGGCUCAAGAGCAAUUCAUCGAUAAGUUGGUUCAAGUCGUUCAGACAGUCGCCAGGGAAACCGGAAAUAGAUUUAGAAAGAUAGAGAAGUUACAAUCCCUGUUGAAAGAGCGGGACCAUCAUGGCAGAACGUUGGUCAGUUUCGAUCCCAUUCCAUUUCCGCUCGAUCCUGACGUCAUCGUUUGGGGGAUCGAUGUCGAAAGCGCUACAUUAUUCAAGAGCGCUCUAAUGCCCUGUCGCCUGACCAUGAAGACCACCACAUCCACCAAUUACAUUGCCAUCUUCAAAAAUGGCGAUGACCUUCGUCAGGAUCAAUUGGUACUUCAAAUAUUCCAGCUUAUGGACAAGCUUCUAAAGCGAGAAAAUCUUGACAUGAAAUUGACUCCCUACAAAGUUUUAGCAACCGCUAAUAAGCACGGCUUCGUGCAGUACAUAGAAUCGACGACAGUUCUCGAGAUCCUCUCAACGGAAGGCUCCAUCGUAAAUUAUUUAAAAAAACUAUCCCCACCGUCUUCGUCGUCAUCUUAUGACGUCAACAAUCCCACUGCAGCUGCGUCAUCGUCGUCGCUUCCGGCAAAUAUUCAUCCCGAGAUUUUGGAUAAUUAUAUCAGGAGCUGUGCCGGAUAUUGCGUCAUAACGUACUUGCUUGGUGUUGGUGACAGGCACUUUGAUAAUCUGCUCAUCACUAAGACAGGCAAACUCUUCCACAUCGACUUCGGGUACAUUUUGGGGCGUGACCCCAAAAUCCUCCCACCCCCCAUGAAGCUGACCAAAGAAAUGAUCGAACCCAUGGGCGGCGUGACCGGGGAGAAGUUCACGGAGUUUAAGCAACUCUGCUACACUACCUUCUUGCACCUCCGAAGGUCCUCCAGUCUGAUUCUGAACCUCUUCUCGUUAAUGAUUGACGCCAACGUUCCCGACAUUGCUCUCGAACCAGAUAAAACUGUCAAGAAGGUGUUAGACAGAUUCCAGUUAGAGUUAUCAGACGAGCAAGCCGUCCAGGUGAUGCAGAAUCUGAUCGAGUUCAGUUUGAACGCCACUGCCGCUGUGAUCAUCGAGCAGAUGCAUAAAUUUACCCAGGUUUGUUGUUUGGCUGGCUGA
This is a messenger RNA of Helobdella robusta, 2748 nucleotides long. RefSeq lists its product as hypothetical. Bases 1 to 2748 code for a protein of 915 amino acids. NCBI's taxonomy places the organism in Eukaryota, Metazoa, Annelida, Clitellata, Rhynchobdellida, Glossiphoniidae. The transcript has 23 exons. Gene Ontology annotation, cellular component: phagophore assembly site; peroxisome; cytoplasm. Gene Ontology annotation, molecular function: 1-phosphatidylinositol-3-kinase activity. Gene Ontology annotation, biological process: phosphatidylinositol-mediated signaling; phosphatidylinositol-3-phosphate biosynthetic process; autophagosome assembly. The record is from RefSeq and is a predicted model, not a curated record.